AGGAAAUGUAGAUAAUAUUAGAUAUGCUUCAAUAGUUGCAUUACGGUGAAUGCGUAGCGGUAUCUAUUUUGCGGUCAUCGUUGUUUAUUAUCAUUCUGAGUGUUACUAUCCGAGCGGGUACACCUCUUUUGUGCCGCGUAAACAGAUCACAACGGAGACUAGAAAUGGUUAUAUCGCUGGAAGACCCGGCCGUGAGGUCGUACAUCGUGUACUCGUCCAUCCUGGCGCUUAAGAUGUUAGUAGUGGCGACGCUGACAUCGCUGACGCGCGGGCGGCGCAAGGCGUUCGCGAACCCCGAAGACGCCAAGGCGUUCAGGGGAAAGAUAAAAUUGGACGAUCCGGAAGUGGAGCGCGUGAGGAGGGCACACUUGAACGACUUGGAGAACAUCCCGGCGUUCUGGAUCCUGGGCGCGCUGUACCUGACGACGGGGCCGGCGGGCGCGUGGGCGACGCUGCUGUUCCGGCUGGCGGCGGCGGGUCGCGUGCUGCACACGCUCGUGUACGCGGUGCUGCCGCUGCCGCAGCCGGCGCGCGCGCUCGCCUACCUGGUGCCCUACGGCAUCAACAUUUACAUGGGAGUGCAAGUUGUGCUGCACUAUGCGACUGCAUUGUGAUUUGUGAACAAGACAUUUACUUACUUUAUAAGUUAAGCUUCUUAUGUUGUGUGAUGCAAUAAAGGUUAUAAAAAUAUGUGUUCUCUAUAUGUUAUUAAACCAAUGCUCAAAUA
Molecule: messenger RNA, 727 nt
Organism: Leguminivora glycinivorella
Lineage: Eukaryota; Metazoa; Arthropoda; Insecta; Lepidoptera; Tortricidae
Gene: Mgstl
Product: microsomal glutathione S-transferase 1
Exons: 1
Coding region: 165-614 (149 amino acids)
Cellular component (GO): membrane
Source: RefSeq, a predicted model, not a curated record